GGCCUGUUGAUCAGUUGGACCCUGUCUCGAGGCAGCACUGAUAGAUUCUUCUUCUUUCCAAGAAUCUCCAAGGUCUGCGGUCUGGUUGAAAGAUGUCGGCCCUCACUGCCCUGUUUAAGUACGUUGAUGAGAAUCAGGAUCGCUACGUUAAGAAACUUUCGGAAUGGGUGGCCAUCCAGAGCGUGUCUGCGUGGCCGGAGAAGAGAGGCGAGAUCAGGAGGAUGAUGGAGGUCGCCGCCGCCGACAUCAAGCAGCUGGGGGGCUCCGUGGAGCUGGUGGACAUUGGGAACCAGAAGCUCCCUGAUGGCUCGGAGAUACCACUUCCGCCCAUUUUACUCGGCACACUGGGCUCUGACCCGCAGAAGAAAACGGUGUGCAUUUAUGGACAUCUGGAUGUGCAGCCGGCAGCCCUGGAGGACGGCUGGGACAGCGAGCCCUUCACCUUGGUGGAGCGAGACGGCAAACUGUACGGGAGAGGAGCCACCGAUGAUAAGGGGCCAGUGGCCGGCUGGAUGAACGCCCUGGAAGCCUUCCAGAAAACGUGUCAGGAAGUCCCCGUCAACGUCCGCUUCUGUCUGGAGGGCAUGGAGGAGUCUGGCUCCGAAGGCCUGGACGCACUGAUCUUUGCCCAGAGGGACGCGUUCUUUAAGGAUGUGGACUACGUCUGCAUCUCCGACAACUACUGGCUGGGGAAGAGCAAGCCCUGCAUCACCUACGGGCUCCGGGGCAUCUGCUACUUCUUCAUCGAGGUGGAAUGCAGCAACAGGGACCUGCACUCCGGCGUGUACGGCGGCUCGGUGCACGAGGCCAUGACCGACCUCAUCAUGCUGAUGGGCUGCUUGAUGGACCAGAAGGGGAGGAUCCUCGUCCCCGGCAUCAGCGAGGCAGUGGCCUCCGUGACGGACGAGGAGCUGGAGCUCUACGACAAGAUCGACUUCGACCUGGAGGAGUACGCCCGGGAUGUGGGGACGGAGACCCUGCUGCAUGACUGCAAGAAAGACAUCCUGAUGCACAGGUGGCGGUACCCGUCCCUCUCCCUCCACGGGAUCGAAGGUGCCUUCUCUGGGUCGGGUGCGAAGACUGUGAUUCCUCGCAAGGUGGUCGGCAAGUUCUCCAUCAGGCUUGUGCCAGACAUGACUCCUGACGUGGUCAGCGAGCAGGUUACGAGCUACUUGACCAAGAAGUUUGCUGAACUGCACAGUCCCAACAAGUUCAAGGUGUACCUGGGCCACGGCGGGAAGCCCUGGGUAUCUGACUUCAACCACCCUCAUUACUUGGCUGGGAGAAGAGCCCUGAAGACAGUUUUUGGUGUUGAGCCGGACUUGACCAGGGAAGGCGGCAGUAUUCCUGUGACUUUAACAUUUCAGGAGGCCACGGGGAAGAAUGUCAUGCUGUUGCCCGUUGGGUCAGCAGAUGACGGAGCCCACUCCCAGAAUGAAAAGCUCAACAGGCACAACUACAUUGAAGGCACCAAGAUGCUGGCUGCGUACCUGUACGAAGUGUCCCAGCUGAAGAACUGAGCACCGCCCUCCUCCCAUCACCUCACGCUC
This is a messenger RNA of Lipotes vexillifer (Yangtze River dolphin), 1550 nucleotides long. RefSeq names its product carnosine dipeptidase 2 (gene CNDP2). Gene Ontology annotation, biological process: proteolysis. The transcript is spliced from 11 exons. Gene Ontology annotation, molecular function: metallodipeptidase activity. Gene Ontology annotation, cellular component: cytosol. The coding region runs from base 93 to 1520 and encodes 475 amino acids. NCBI's taxonomy places the organism in Eukaryota, Metazoa, Chordata, Mammalia, Artiodactyla, Lipotidae. The record is from RefSeq and is a predicted model, not a curated record.